UGACCUUUUUUCAAGUAAAUCAACAUUUAAUUAAUAUAGUAAAAAAUAAAAAAGAAAUGUCUCGGAUUUUUCGCUUUCUGAAAAAUACAAAAUGGGAUUAUGGUUAACGCCACAUCAUUGCUUCCAUCUAUAUAUAGUGACACACAAGUUAUAUGUUUUAGUUCUUUUUUUAAUGUUUGUCGGAGAAGUUUUGUCGUUUAGAAAUUACGAUUUUGAAAACCGCCUUAAAAAUAUAAAUACAUCCGAAAAUAAAUUUCGAUUAGUUGAGUUGUUUCAGAAAGAUAAACUGUUUGAUGUUAGUAGCUUGCAAAUAAAAUCGUUUAUUAAUAGCAAAAAUAUAGAUCUUCGGAAAUUAAAUGAAAAAUACAUACAUGAAAAUGCUCAAUUUUUUAACUUCAGAAGAAACAACCAUUUCAAUUUAUCACAUUAUGAUAUUUUCAAAAAUGAAAAAACAAAGAAUGGUACAGUACUUCAAGAUGUUACGUCUCUAAACACCAACGAUUCAAAUAUUCUUUUGUAUAAUAUUACCAAAUAUGGUAUUCCAUCCCUAGUUAUUGACAAACCGAACACUCCAUUAUAUAAGGCUGUCGAUUCUAAUAUUUCAAACGAAGUUUAUGAGCAUUACAGAAAUAAGAGUUUAAACGACGUUGGUACUAUCAGUCCUAAAAACAGUAAGUUUAGCACAAACCGCUAUGGUUUGUUAAAAGGUUUUUAUGAUUCAAAAAAUUUUUACAUAACGGGAUUUAAACGUAGACCAGUAUCUGACUUACAUUCACGAAUUAUUGACUUUUUUACAGAACAAAACCGACAGUCACCGAAUCUUUUUGAAGAUAUAGGUAUUCUAGAUUCUAAACUAAAUAAAAUAGAUAAUAAAAAUCAUCUGUUAGACGACGAAAAUAUAAAAGAUAACAUCAAUUUAUUAAAUGACCAUGAAAUACUAAGCAAAGAAGUUGACCAUGAAGUACCAAGUGUAGAAAAUCAAGAAACUGCUGAUGAAAAUCAUCAAAUCGAACAACAAGUAGUAAGCGAAAGCUUAGAAAAUUUUGAUCAGAUCAAGGAUAAUAAAACAUUGCAGCAGAUUCAACCUAGUGCAUCAAUUAUGGAAUACUUAGAAGAUCCCAUGGAAUUUUCGGGUGAAAUUGCUAACAGUAAUUCUUUUGAAAUGAACGAGGAUAAAAGUAGAAAAGUUUAUCCAAACUUCAAAUUUUCAUUUUCUUUUCAAAAUGAAAAUCUUGAAAGGUCAGGUUUAGCAACGCACAGGUUUAACAACGCAUCUGGUAAUGAAGAUAAAGAACCCAUUAUAAGCUCGUCACUUAAAGAAUCAAUUAAUAGUUCUUCUUUACCUAAUAUAAAAGAGAUUUCGCUAAACCAUAUAAUUAAAAGUGAACCAAACGAAAAGGAGAUGCAAGAUAUAAUUAUAAAUGCAAUCCAUAAAAAUUAUAAAGACUCAAAAAACUUUUUUGUAGACGACCAAUCUUCUCAGGAUGAAAAAAUAAUACAUGCUGUAAACACGCAUGCGUUUAAUCAAUCAAACUCAAAGUUUGAAAAUUUUUUAAAAAAUGAAAAUGUAAGUUUAACAGACGAACAUAACAUAAAAUUUUACAGUAUUAAUAAUCAUAAUAACCAGGCUCAUUGUAUAGAUGGCUCUCCCCCUGGUUACUAUUUAAGAAAAGGGUGGAAUAAUGGUGCAACAAAAUGGAUUAUACAUCUUCACGGAGGAGCGUGGUGUUAUAAUGUACAUAGUUGCUCUAAACGACGCGGAACUAUAUUAGGUUCCACUAAAAAUUCAGCUAAAGAAAAUAUAAACAGUUUUUUUCAUGGUAUUUUGUCAAAAAACCAAAACGUAAACCCUAAUUUUUUCAAUUGGAAUGUUGUUGUUUUAUCUUAUUGUGACGGGGGCUUAUUUUCAGGUAAUCGAAAAAAAUUUCUCAUUGGCAAAGGAAAAAUAUUUUAUUUUCAAGGACGUAAAAUACUAAAGGUCCUUAUAGAAGACCUUUACAAAAAAUCUUUGCAAAGCGCAACGGACGUCGUCUUGAGCGGUACGUCUGCUGGUGGACUAGCAGUUGUUCUCCAAGGAGAUUACAUGCGUCAUUUUCUUCCAAAAAAUGCAAAUGUUCGUGGUUUAUGCGACGCAGGCAUUUUUUUAGAUCGCAGUUCAUCGUUAGGAAUAUACUUAGCCCGUCAACAAUUUAAAGCUUUAUACAGUUUGCAUAAGCCAAUCCUCAACAAAGAAUGUUUAGCUUCUUUCUCAAGAAAAGAAAAAUUUUUGUGUCUUUUUCCCGAAUAUGCUUUGAAAUACCUUAAGCUACCAAUCUUUCUGGUUAAUUCACUUUACGAUCACUGGCAACUAUCAGAACUUGAAGGAAUUCAAUGUGUUUACGAUCAAUCAAAAUGCAACACUAAACAACACGAUCUUAUACUAAAUUUUCGCAAUCACAUGUACAGUGUACUUACUAAAAUAAAAACAUUCAAAAAAGACACUGGCGUAUUUGCGAACUCGUGUCUUGUACACGGUCAAGCAAUUAUAGAUUAUACAUGGUCUAAAGUUCGAAUUAACAAUAGCAGCAUUGAAGACUCUUUUUUUAAAUGGUUUCUUGACCGUAACUUGCAAAGUGACGAACUACGUCAUUUUAAAGCUGAUUGCAAGUUUCCAUGUAAUGGUACAUGCCCUAAAGUGUUGGCACAACGAUGUGUGCAAAUAUUUAAAGGGACCUCAGAAAUAAGACGACGUAGAGAUGCAGAAAUUUGUUGACGCGGCAUAACAUGUUAAUAUUUUUAAUAGGUUUUAAUAAAUUUACUAACAAAAAUAUAAAUAGUAUAUUUCACAAUUAAUAUUUAAAUUUUAUAUGACUUAUUAAAACUUUUGUAUG
Hydra vulgaris (swiftwater hydra) is the source of this 2870-nucleotide messenger RNA. RefSeq lists its product as uncharacterized. The record is from RefSeq and is a predicted model, not a curated record. Gene Ontology annotation, molecular function: hydrolase activity. NCBI's taxonomy places the organism in Eukaryota, Metazoa, Cnidaria, Hydrozoa, Anthoathecata, Hydridae.